This is a messenger RNA of Lineus longissimus, 4002 nucleotides long. Its product is annotated as GTP:AMP phosphotransferase AK3, mitochondrial-like. The transcript has 5 exons. Gene Ontology annotation, cellular component: cytoplasm; mitochondrion. NCBI's taxonomy places the organism in Eukaryota, Metazoa, Nemertea, Pilidiophora, Heteronemertea, Lineidae. The record is from RefSeq and is a predicted model, not a curated record. Gene Ontology annotation, molecular function: ATP binding; AMP kinase activity. Gene Ontology annotation, biological process: nucleobase-containing compound metabolic process. The coding region runs from base 68 to 739 and encodes 223 amino acids.
GUUUUUGGCCGAUCUGAAAUUUUACAUGGUCUAGAGUUUGCCGAUUUAUUCCAAAUUCUGAGCCAAAAUGCUCAAAAAUCUUUUGCGUGCAAUAAUAAUGGGACCUCCUGGUUCUGGAAAAGGGACCAUUUCGAAUCGGAUCAUCAAGGAUUUUGAUCUAAAACACCUGUCAACUGGUGACCUACUUCGGCACCAGAUUCGGGCUGGAUCUCCCGCUGGUGUCCUUGCCAAGACGUUCAUUGAUGAUGGGAAUUUGCUGCCUGAUCAUGUGAUGGUCAAACUGGUUGAGGAGGAACUCAACACUUUGAAGGGUCAGAGUUGGCUUCUUGAUGGUUUCCCUCGAACGAUACCGCAAGGAGAGGCCCUGGCUCGAGUGUCAGAUGUUGAUGUCGUCAUCAACCUGGACAUUCCCUUCAGCAUAAUAAUUCAGAGAAUUAUGGGUAGAUGGGUGCAUCCUGCCAGUGGCCGAAUAUACCACACAGAAUUUAAUCCACCGAAGGUGCUAGGCCGAGAUGAUCUCACAGGGGAAGAACUGGUGCAGCGGGAAGAUGACAAGGAGGAGACUGUCCGAGCACGCCUCAAUCAUUACAGUGAACUGACAUCACCGCUAUUAGAUUAUUACAGACAAAAAGGAAAACUGGAAGAAUUCCACGGAAAAUAUUCCAAUGAAAUCUGGCCGCAAGUCCACAAGUAUCUUGCCGAAAAGAUGGAGCCGUUGCAAUAUACACAUUAUGACUGAUGAAAGAUGGGUAUGCUAUUAAUAAAGGUUGUGACUGUUAUUCUAAUGAUUUGGUGCAUCUUGCAUGUGAUAUGUCAGUAACUUAGUCAAACUAUCGUCGGUCAGUAAGUUGGUGAUAGCCACUUUUAUAGGCCUAGAUAGAUCAGGGACUUAUCACAGAUCCUUACAUAUACGGAUAGAAACGUACACAAAAUUCGUCCUCUUUCUACAGAGUUUUAUCCGUAUAAAGAUCCUUGAUAAGACGCUGUUCUCAGCCUCCCAGUUAUCAUAAGCCUCAGGGGUGGGUUAUGCAACUUAUGAAAGGUGUGGACUAUUGGUUGUCCAUGCCCUUUAUUAUCUCCCACGUAUUGACCGAUUAUCAUUAACUAAGUGCUCACAAUAUUUCAAACAAUCUUCUGGGUAUUUGAUUUUGAUAUGUUUGUGUAUGAUCAAAACUUGAUGUGGUACUCUCACACAGACUUGUUUUUUCAAGUCAGUGUGUCCGCAGGGCAUAAUUGAGAUUUACGGGCACUGGUUUGAGAAUAAAGAGGAAACAGAAGGGGUUGUUCUAGUGGUGCUCUGGCAUGGUGCCCAGAGUCCUUGACAAUGAUGGUCGGGGUUAGCUGGGACUUUUAUUGAAAACGUUUUAUGUCUAUAUUCUCCCUUAACCUCUUGAAUCCCAAAACUUGAAAAAUCCCAGGAUCCCAGGGUGGUCGCGUGGUUGCCAAAUUGGGUCUGACUUGCACGAUGUCAUAGCGCCCGCAUACAACCUCCAAAGUCCGGUACCAAGGUACCAUCUACCCAGGCAUGCUCUACCUGACCCUACUGUAUAUCAAACACGCUAAAACAAGCAAUAAACUAGCGUCCGAGCUCAAGGGAAUAAAAAAAUCACUGAGACCGACCUGUUGUUAUUUCAAAAUGACCGACUGGUCUGUCGCCAGGAUUCAAGAGGUUAAAGGUCUACGCUGUUGGUGAAAAAUUGGAAAUUUGUAAUUGAAUUUGAAAGUUUCCAAAUGUGUAGUAAAAAACUACCAAGUUUCAGCAAAUUCGUUUGCAUAAUAACUGCACAACGGCAUAAAUUGAUAUAACUGGCAUUUCAAAUAACAAGCUGGCGGCUAACCAACCAGUCGCAUCAGAACCAGGUUACCAGUAGGCCAUGAUAAUUCGCCCUUCCGCUCACAAGGUGGACCCACUAGGCCAUCAGGAUUGGUUAUCUCAUUGCAAUGGAAUAACCGUAAAAAACAGUUUGAUGUACCGCUUGUGCUGAAAAUCUUAAAAUGAAACAGACCGCUGACCAUAAUAUUAAAUGAAAGAGAAGUCCAUUAUUAUGUACUCAGUGCAAGUUGUACAUACAUUGUAGAUUUUCUGAUUCUUUAUUAGGUAACAACUGAGAUUAUCUUAUCAUGACAAAACCACUUGAUAAUCAAAUAUAAAUGUAAGCUAUUGUUAUACAUGUAGAUGUAUUUUGACUUUAUUGUUAAAGCAUGUAGGCGACUGUUGAAGAAGGUGUACAUGUCUGUGACACAAACUUGUCGAAAUGUCCACAUCGAAAACUGGCAGCUAAUGGUGUCUUUGUAAUCUUAAUGUAACUGUAGUUGUAAAAAUAAUUUGGUGCAGGAAUAAUUAUUUGGACUCAAAUUGUUAUUUUAUUUAAAGUUGUUUUAAUAAAGCAUUUUUGAUAUAGAAGACAAUAGUCACUGUUUAUAGCGUAUACAUGUAUUAUGAUUGUUAGUUUUUGAAUGUUGUGAAUUUGAAUAAAUCUGAGUUUGGGAAACGGUGGAUUAACCCUUUGAACCCUAAGCUCCUGGGGGUAUUUUUUUAAUUCUAAAAAAGACCGCAAGAGUGUUUGUUGGACUGAUACCGGUAUACAUUUUAGGUGGCUGUUGCAGCCUGCAGGGUUCAAAAGGUUCAAAUUAUGUGAUUUUUGUUCAGGUGUUUGUGUACUUGGUGGGUUUGGUAGAUCAGUUCAAUGAAAAUGGCUAAUGAGUGGAAUUUUGUAAGUAGGCCUAGAUUCAAAUUCUUGUGAAAUGAACCACACUUGAUACUAGUGCAUUUAUAACUUAUUCAUCACUUUAUUGCUGGCAAUGUAAUCGAAACUAUAAUUUCUUUCUGCAUGAUCAGAGUAUAGGUAUGUAUUAUAUUAUUCAAAUCAGUGACACUCGUUUGUAGAAAAAUUGCAUUCCUUUUUUUUAGUUUCAAGAUCUUUUAAAUUCGUUGCUUUUUUUUGGGUUAUCGAGUGAUAAAAUAAGUAGCAAUAAGAAGUAGAUGGCCCUUCAUGGCCUAUAAAUGUUAAUUAUAAUGAUAGAAUAAAUGAUUUUAUUCUAAUUAAUACUUCCUAGAAACCUUGUGAAUGUGACCUACAUGAGGCACUGGUGUUACAUAUAUUGGAGGGAUUGGUGUUACCAAAACCACACUACUUCUGAAGUAAAGUGUUUUUGGUGUUGCAUAAGUUGGAGGCAUUGGUGUUAUGUGUAAUGUCAAGUAUGUGAUUCUACCCAAUGUUAUAAUUGUGUCAUAUUGUUUUGUAAUGUUGUUAUAAAAGACAUUUAUUCAAAUCAGUGAUAAUUGUUUGUAGAAAUAUUGCAUUCCAUUCGUUAAUUCAAUGACAAGAUCUUUGAAGUGCAUUUUGCUUUGUUUUGCAUUAUCAGAUGAGAAUAUGUGGAUUGAAAUACUUCAUGGUGUAUCACAGUUAAUUGUAAUAAUUGAAAUAAAUGAUUUUAUACUGAUUAAGAUUUUCUAGAAAACCUUGUAAAUGUGACCUCAAUUAAGCGGAGCUGUUACAUAUAAUUAUUAUUACGUAUGUCAAAUACAUGAUUCUUCCCAAUGCUCUAUUUUCAUCAUAUUGCCACGGUUAUGAGUAUGAUUCCCAUAGUCCAUUUUGUGAGGAGUUGAACUGCAUACGAAAAAAAACUAAAAUGCGGGGGAAAAUUUAUCAACUUUUUACUUCAAAAUGCUCUUUCUUUGUCAUAUACACAAAAAUGUAUUCUGGCCAAGUGUGGAAUCUGUGAAAACUCAGAAAACCUGCUGUGUGCCAUUUAAAAUGGACUAAAGUUAAAUGUGCAAUUUUGAUUAAAUUGAUUACAUUCAGUGAUUGUAUAUAGCUGGUGCUACAAUUUACUAACAGGCCAAGUUAGCAGAUUCUCUGUCUUACUAUACAUGUAAAUUUUAAACUUGACCCAACGAAUAGUGCAUGUACAUACAUUGCACAUGACAAUAAAUAUCAUUGAUAAUAUUUAUGUACAUUUUGGUGAUUAAAAAAUGGCUAUUUUGCUAUAAAAAAUGUA